Molecule: messenger RNA, 506 nt
Organism: Phaethon lepturus (White-tailed tropicbird)
Lineage: Eukaryota; Metazoa; Chordata; Aves; Phaethontiformes; Phaethontidae
Gene: LHFPL7
Product: transmembrane protein 211
Exons: 3
Coding region: 1-420 (139 amino acids)
Cellular component (GO): membrane
Source: RefSeq, a predicted model, not a curated record
AUGGGGUCGCCCAUCCCACCCCAGACCCCUCCUGGGCCCUGCGUGUCCUUUCAGACGAGCGCCGUGCUGUGUGCAGGUGGCUGUGCCCUGCUGGCCCUCAGCUCGCUGCUGGCCAUCGUCGCCGUCCUGCUGCCUGGCGGAGCCUGCGAGAGGCGAGUCUGCACCCUGGCUGGCUACAUGCAGACAGCGGCAGUGUUCAUAAUGGCUUCUGGGCUUUUGGUUUACCCUUUUGGUUUCAACUCUGCUACUGUGAAGAGAUUCUGUGAGAAUUCAGACAUCUACUAUGCAGGAGACUGCCAGAUUGGCUGGGGGUAUAUGCUGGCAAUUGUUGGGGUCAUGUUGUCUGUCUUUUUACCAUUCUUUGCAAAAUAUGCACCAAAAGAGCACAUAUCUCCAACUCCAAUACCUACUAUUUUAUAAUAUUUUAUUACUGUUUAAGAACAGAACAUUCCUGUCUACAGGUAAUGGGCAGAAAUUAUAAUAGCACUUCCAUUUAGCUGUAUUGC